AUGAUCCUCCUAAACAAGCUACCCACGACGUUUAUUGGCGUUGCAGAACAGUGUUUUGUGUCCGGCGCGGUGUGCAUCAAUGUGCUUGGGUAUAGUUGCAUGGUGGGCUUCCCUGCCGUGUUACUACCACAGCUGAGGGAGCCAGGGUCCCUCAUUCCGCUUACCAGGGACCAAGAGUCAUGGAUCACAUCUCUCGUUGGUUUCGCGAUGUUAGCCGGCAACUUCAUAACCCCUGGAAUUAUGGAUCAAUGGGGACGCCGCCCCAUGCACAUCAUCGUCAGCAUCAUCAAUAUCCUCGGAUGGGUUAUCAACGCAUUGUCAACUAGUUUUCCGAUACUCUUCUUUGGAAGGACAGUACAAGGCAUCGGUUUUGGCAUGUUCAUGUCACUUCGCUCAGCUCUCGUCGGCGAGUACACCAGUCCGAGCAACCGAGGAUCGUUCCUGACGCAUAAGAACGAAGGAGUGGCGUUCCACGGGUGAUCAAGCAUCAUUCCGCAACGAAAACGCGCUCCGGCCGAGCGGGUCCCCCAGUCGCACCAUGUCCUUAGCGGAGGGAGCGUCGGAUUCCGAGCACCAC
This is a messenger RNA of Hyposmocoma kahamanoa, 577 nucleotides long. RefSeq names its product tetracycline resistance protein-like. The coding region runs from base 1 to 480 and encodes 159 amino acids. Gene Ontology annotation, molecular function: transmembrane transporter activity. NCBI's taxonomy places the organism in Eukaryota, Metazoa, Arthropoda, Insecta, Lepidoptera, Cosmopterigidae. The transcript has 5 exons. The record is from RefSeq and is a predicted model, not a curated record. Gene Ontology annotation, biological process: transmembrane transport. Gene Ontology annotation, cellular component: membrane.